GCCUUUCAUCACGGGAGCACCUUCACCAUUGGCCAAACACCCCCACCAUCACUUCCUCCCACCCUCUGUGCCUUUUAUGCUGAUUGAAAAGAAAAAAAGUUGGAUGUAAUCUGGUGUGACGCCACUAAUCCCAAUGCUACAAAUUAUAGGUCCCAUCCAUCUCACUCCACACAGACUCCCUGCAACUCCCCACCAGCAACUUCACAUCUGCCUAAGACAGUACAACGCUGAUAAAAGAGCAGAAGAUAUGGCUGUGGUUAGUGGAACUUACCGUAUGGUGUCGGAGGAGGAGCAGGCUCUCAGGGCCAAGCUGGAACGUCUCACCGUCAAGGACCACGGGCCAGUGUUUGGACCCUGCGCCAGCUUGCCGGACCACACCAAGCAGAAGGCCAAGGACGAGCUGAACGAGACAGAUGAGAAGCGGGAGGCGGCAGUGAAGGAGCUGCGAGAAAUGAUUAAGGAGAAGGCAGGUGCAGGUGACGACCUGGCCAAGGGUGUGCAGGACACGUUUGGAGAGAAACCAGACAGUUUGCUGGUCCGCUUCAUCCGGGCCAGGAAGUACGACGUGCCCAGAGCCUUCGACCUAAUGAAGGGCUACGUGCGUUUCAGGAAGGAUUACCCCGAGCUGUUUGAGAAUCUGACCCCAGAGGCCGUACGCAGCACCAUCGAGGCCGGCUACCCCGGCAUCCUGCCGAGCAGAGACAAAUACGGCCGCGUGGUUCUGCUCUUCAACAUUGAGAACUGGGACUACGAGGAGAUCACGUUUGAUGAGAUCCUGCGUGCCUACUGCGUGAUCCUGGAGAAGCUGCUGGAGAACGAGGAGACUCAGAUCAACGGGUUCUGCAUCAUUGAGAACUUUAAGGGCUUCACCAUGCAGCAGGCGUCAGGAAUCAAACCCACCGAGCUCAAGAAGAUGGUGGACAUGUUGCAGGAUUCAUUCCCUGCCCGUUUCAAAGCUGUGCACUUCAUCCACCAGCCUUGGUACUUCACCACCACCUACAAUGUGGUCAAACCACUCAUGAAGGGCAAGCUGCUAGAGAGAGUGUUUGUCCACGGAGACGAGCUGGAAAACUACUACAAAGAGUUUGACGCCGACAUCCUUCCCUCUGAGUUCGAUGGGAAAGGUUCCAAGUACGACGGCAAUGCCACAGCAGCCAAGCUGUUCGACUAAACCUCCUCCCUCCAUUUGCACCAACCAGGCGAAGAGCCAUUAUAUAUUACAAACCCCACAGACUGUGGAGACUCAAAGGUCAAAUCUAACUGUGUGGUUGUGGGAAAAAAACAUUAUGAAUGAAAGGCA
Sander lucioperca (pikeperch) is the source of this 1300-nucleotide messenger RNA. RefSeq names its product retinaldehyde binding protein 1b (gene rlbp1b). NCBI's taxonomy places the organism in Eukaryota, Metazoa, Chordata, Actinopteri, Perciformes, Percidae. Gene Ontology annotation, molecular function: phosphatidylinositol bisphosphate binding. The transcript is spliced from 8 exons. Gene Ontology annotation, cellular component: membrane. The record is from RefSeq and is a predicted model, not a curated record. Bases 134 to 1171 code for a protein of 345 amino acids.